Cariama cristata (Red-legged seriema) is the source of this 1569-nucleotide messenger RNA. RefSeq names its product phosphoinositide 3-kinase regulatory subunit 5-like. Gene Ontology annotation, cellular component: phosphatidylinositol 3-kinase complex, class IB. Gene Ontology annotation, molecular function: 1-phosphatidylinositol-3-kinase regulator activity. The record is from RefSeq and is a predicted model, not a curated record. NCBI's taxonomy places the organism in Eukaryota, Metazoa, Chordata, Aves, Cariamiformes, Cariamidae. Gene Ontology annotation, biological process: positive regulation of MAP kinase activity; G protein-coupled receptor signaling pathway.
UCCAAGACGCUGGAAGAGCUCUCGGAGAUCUACGCCAGCGCUGCCGAUGCACAGGAGAUUGCAGCCACCAGCAGCGACCCUGUCCUGGCCCGGGAGCGACUGCAGUCUGUGCUGCGGGACAUCGCCGGGGCUGCAUCCUUCCCUGCCAUCACGGGCGAGGCUCAGCCCCACAAGCUCCACACCAUCCCCAUCCCUGCCGCUCGCUGCUACACUUACAGCUGGGAUCAGGAUAACUUUGAUAUCCUCAAUGAUGUCCUCAGCAAAGAGUGCAGCGUUGUUGAGCCCAUGGCCUUGGAGAACGACGAGGAGGAUGAAGAGGAGGAGGAGGAGGUGGAAACCGAUGGCUGUUCCCCCGAGCAGGACUCACCUCUUUCCCCCAUGUGCGCCAUUUCCAAAGACUCUGUGUACUCGGCGCUGUCAGAGGAAGGAUCUAAGCCAUCGCGAGUGUCCCUCUUCACCACGUCCAAGGACUCCAUCUCGGAGCUGACGAUGGUCUCCAGAAAGUCCCUGAAGUCAUUUGUCUCCAGUUUGAAGGACUGCAUGGACAGCGGGUAUGCGGAGGACAGCGAUGAGAACUCCCUGGACAUGGUGGGGAGGCCGGAGCUGAAGGUAGAGAAGACCCACCACAAAUACAGACACACACUGACCAACAAGAUCUACAAACUCUUCAAGAGCAAAAGCCAGCUGGUCUUGAGGAGGGACCUGAAGGACUGCCCAGACACGGGCUCACUCUCACUGCCCCUGCGCCGGGCCGAGAGCCUGUGCACUCCCCAGGCCAAGCACCGCAUCCUGGCGCGCUCCCGGCGCGCUCACUCGCUGCCGCAGCACCCGUCGCGACGGCUGCCAGCCCCGCUCGUCCCACAGCACCUCAGCCUCCACCGACGGCCCUUCCUCAGCUACGAUGAGGAUGCCAAGAUGUCCACGCUGCGUGUUGUGGUCUUCGGCUCUGACCGCAUCUCGGGGAAAGUGGCCCGAGCCUAAAGCAACCUCAGGCUCAAGGAGAGCACCUGCCCCUCACUGACAAGGUACUUCAAGCUGCAAUUUUUCUAUGUCCCUGUGAAGAGGAGCUGCUUGGCUCCAUCGACUCCACUGAUGCAUCCCUCUCCAUCCCUGGGGGACCCACAGCUCCGGGCUUCGGCACAGGUGGAUCCCACCUUGGCUGGGAAGGAGAGCAGCACCAACGACAUCUCCCACUACAUUGGCAUGUUGGACCCAUGGUACGAGCGCAACGUUCUCGGGUUGAUGAACCUACCCAUGGACGUCCUGUGUCAGUCUGCGAAGCCAGAGGCUGAGCCCCAGGAGGACUCCCAGGAGCAGUUGCCCAUCCUGGCAGACAUGAUCCUCUACUAUUGCCGCUUUGCCACGCGUCCCGUCCUUCUGCAGCUCUACCAGACAGAGCUCACCUUCAUCGGGGGAGAAAAGAUGACCGAAGUCUUCAUCCAUUCCCUCGAGCUGGGCCACUCGGCAGCCACGCGGGCCAUCAAGGCGUCAGGUCCAGGCAGCAAAAGGCUCGGCAUAGAUGGAGACAGAGAAGCAAUCCCACUAACACUACAGAUCGCCUACAGCAAG